Paramuricea clavata is the source of this 636-nucleotide messenger RNA. Lineage: Eukaryota; Metazoa; Cnidaria; Anthozoa; Malacalcyonacea; Plexauridae. The record is from the annotation of a GenBank genome assembly.
AUGGAUACGUCCAUAAGAUUAGGAGAAUCUAGCGAUUUGCAAAGCGCUCUGGACUCAGUACAAAGUUGGGCUGUGGAAAAUAAAAUGGAACUGAAUGCCAAAAAGACAAAAGAUAUGUGGAUUAACUUCACCGAAGCACCGCCCCCUCUACUACUGCAUAUAGGAGAUGCUAUCAUAGAAAGAGUCGAUAAUUUUAAACUCUUGGGAACCUGGUUUCAAAAGGACCUGAAAUGGAAUAAACAUGUCGAGGAGACCACCCGCAAAGCAGCUAAAAACCUGUACUGCCUACGAGAAUGUAGAAGAGCGAAUCUACCAGUCGAAGUGGGUCUCACCACUUAUUUAACUAAAAUCAGGCCUAUCCUUGAAUAUUGUUCUCCAGUGUGGGGUGGUCUGCCACGAUAUCUAAAGGACGAAUUGGAACGUGUGCAAAGGAGGAGUCUACGAAUUAUUGGCCUCCCGCAUGGUUACCUGCCAUGGUUACCUGCCUUCCCGGUGAUCCAAGUCAUAUCUUCUAUCAACGAACUAUGGAACAUAAUAAACAUAACUAUAAUCUUAGGCGUAGAGACGGUAUAUUUAAAUACGCACCUUUCUCAGGCACUGAACGACACAGAAAUAGUUUUGUCCCACGAGCAAUAA